Molecule: messenger RNA, 702 nt
Organism: Talaromyces amestolkiae
Lineage: Eukaryota; Fungi; Ascomycota; Eurotiomycetes; Eurotiales; Trichocomaceae
Exons: 1
Coding region: 1-702 (233 amino acids)
Source: RefSeq, a predicted model, not a curated record
AUGCACUUCUUCAUCGCAGGCGGCAGCGGCCAGACAGGCAGCCAAGUCAUCGACAACAUCCUGCAACAAGAUCAAGGCCACACCGUGACAGCCCUCGUCCGCAACCCAUCCAGCAUCACAUCCCGUUCCGGCCUAAGUCUCGUGCAAGGCACACCUUCCAAUAUCGAGGACAUCCGAAAAGCAUUAGCGACACCUCGCGCGCCGGACGCGGUUAUAAUAACACUUGCACACGUCAAGGGUGCCGUAUUCGAUGAGCAGGGAACGCCGUUCUUGACGCAUGUCGCGAGAAACAUUGCUCAAGCUCUGAAAGAAUCGGCUGUGGAGAGGACGAAGGUGGUAUACAUGUCUGCGAUGGGGGUAGGGAAGUCGUUUUCCAAUCUCAAUUUCUUGAUGAGAGGGCUUGUGAAAGUGACGCCUUUGGCGAAGCAGUUUAUCGACCACAAAGGGGCGGAGGAUACUUUACUGGCGCUCGCUAGAAACGGGAGAAACAAUGGGAGUAAGAUCGUAGCGACGAUCGUUAGACCGGUCAUGUUGACGAACACUGCUGCGGAAGAAGUGGAAUGGCUGGGGGAGGAUGGCGAGAAGGCUGUCAGCUUCAUGCCGAAAGUGUCAAGGGCGAGUGUGGCAAGAUUUAUGGUUGAUGCGGCGGUGGGGACGAAAUGGGAUGAUAAGGUCACUGUUAUUGCUAAUGUUAGUGCGUGA